Molecule: messenger RNA, 2154 nt
Organism: Kluyveromyces marxianus DMKU3-1042
Lineage: Eukaryota; Fungi; Ascomycota; Saccharomycetes; Saccharomycetales; Saccharomycetaceae
Gene: SCD5
Product: Scd5p
Exons: 1
Coding region: 1-2154 (717 amino acids)
Source: RefSeq, a predicted model, not a curated record
AUGUCGUUCGAUUGGUUAAACGUGCCAGGUUUGAAUAUAUCUAAUGAUGCACAAACAUCAGUUCAAGGCUCUUCACCACCUCCGACUGUUUCAUUUAGCUUUGAUACAUCGGACCAUUCCGAAGAAACCCAGCAAGCCAAGAAGACGUCUGUAAACCAGCUUCGGAAAGUUUCUCAUGAUGACAGUCUUACUGUUUCUGGAUCUACUGGUAACUUUCAGGAUACAUCUUCAUUAAAGGUUGCAAAAACAGACGCAACUCUUCAUUCUCAAUCGGAAUCGGAUAUUGCAUCUACAUAUGUGGAACCUCCACAGGAAUUGCAAGUUCCGUUAGCAAUUCCAAAAUACCAACUCACCCCAGAAGAACGCAAAGCAUAUCUGAGAUGGUUUAACGAUUUACAUACUAGAAUUCGAUCAAAACAAAUCACCUUGGAUGAUGUUUUUAACUUCUUAGCUAACUUUAAGCUAGAUGAAACGAUAAAGGAGCGGAUUUCGCGAAUAUUUAGGACUUGCCGAUAUGCUCUAAAUGAGGAGCAGUUUUUUGCUGUCGUAAGAUUGGCCGCCCACGCGCUGCAACAGAGACUGUUGCCCACCCGAAGUAUGAUUUUGGAGAAGGCGCCGGUUCUAAAACCAAAAUCCAUAUUGUCUGCUACUGCUGGUCAAGAAGUUUAUGAAGAAGUGGAAGAAGACCCCAACAACGAUGCUGACAAAAAGGUUGAUUUUGAUGGUUUUGCAUCAUUAUUGUUAACUGGUAAAACUGUCAGAAAGAAUAUAAGAAGAAGAAUCAUGAAACGUAGAGAUCAGAUCAAGAAAGUUAGAUUCUCUCAAAAUUUGGUCACCUUUGAAGAUGAGCCAACUACAAUUUCCGAUGGUACUGGUACCAAUUCGCAACAGCAGGGUGUUACAUCUCAAAGUGACGAGUCAACGGCACCUGGCGCAAAUUCCAGCGAUGAUUCUUCCCUUGACUUGUCGCUACCUAUGGAACAAUUACUACUUAAGCUGUCUUCGAGAAACCGCAAUAAUUCUGCACUAGUUAAGGAAUUACCUUCAGAUAGCCAACCUGAAACUCAAGAAGAAAGGGAAGUUUUAGAGGAUAUGAAGGAUUCCUUGAGUCAUUUCAGACAAAUCCAAAAAGUCGAUAAUGUUACACAGCUUCCCGAUGAAAUACCUAAUUCUAUCAAAUUUUCAAGUCCAGGCAAUGAAAAUCAACCCCUGGAACCAUUGAAACCUACUGCUACAGGAUCUGCAAACCAUUUAUUCCGUCAAACAGUGCCACCAACUCAACAAAAUAUUGGUGCUGGAUCAAGUAUUUUAGGCAAUAGCAAUGGGUUACAGCCAUUAAAACCUACGGCUACCGGAUCAGCCAAUGAGAUAUUCAAAAAUAUAUUCAUGCAAAAUAACAAUACAUCUCCUCAAAAUCAACAGGCAAAACCACUUGAGCCUUUGAAACCAACUUCUACUGGUUCCGCAAAUUAUUUAAUGAAACAGCAGUUUCAAGACUUCCAGGAAUUCCAGCCAUUCCAAUCCGCAGUACCAUCUCGUCGACAAUCACAACCUCUGCCUCAACAACAUCAGCUGCAACAGCUUCAAUCGCAGUCACUACAGCCACCCCAGAGCCAAUCAAAUCAGCCAUAUUUAAGUCCCCAACAAACCGCACAACAGGCACAACAGGCACAACCACCACAACCACCGCAACAGCCUCAACUCCAAAACCAUCAGCAAUAUCUCAGUCCACAGCCAUCCAAUUCUGCUUUUCAGCUGCAGCCUCAAGGUUCUUUCAUGCAGCCCAGUUCAGGCGCAUUGGUUUCAUCACCACAACCACAACUAUCUUCUGAUGGCUAUUUCAGGUCACUAAUGGCUGGCUCUCCGUCACUGAUGCAAGGGUCAUCUCCUCAACCACAGAACAUAUCGAAUCAAUCCGGAAUGCAACCGCGCUAUCCACAGCAGCCAGCAGAAUUUCAUACGACACCCUAUCAUCCACAGCAACACCGUCUCAGUUUACCCUCACAGAUGCCGAUGGGUUCAAAUCAACCACUAACCAACAUCAGUCCUCAAAAUACUAUCACAAACUCGGAUAAUAUAUUGAACGACCUCAAAGCUCUCCAACAGCAGGUAGACCAACUACAUCAAACGUACAACUACGAUGUUCGCAGAUGA